AUGAUCACUCUUGUUGUCUACCUGUUCUUGAUCUGCUUCGCUGUAUGUGCUGGUAACGUGGUGGAACUUGACGGCGAGAAGUUCGGAAGCAUAAGGAGCGGAUUGGGGUCGAGAAACAUGCUCGUGCUCUUCUACUCGUCUCCCGUCAACUCCAAGGAGUCAGAGGCUUCCGUGCAAGUGUGGAAGCAAGUGUCCUCUCCCCUUUCAGGUCUUGUGGACGUGGGCAUGAUCAACUGCGACGACUUUCUGGAUGAUUGCUUGAGCGUCAAGGUAGCGCAUUUUCCUCAGACCAUCCUCUACAUGGCAGGCGAUCCGAUCAUGUACUCGGGCCCCAUGACCGCCAAGGCCAUCUUCCUCUUUGUCACCAACAAUGUCCUCCCUCCCGUCGCCCAGCUCAGCACCCGUUUGUUGGAUUGGUGGCUCCAGACAGAGGUGAAGGGAAGGAAGGCUGUCAUCUGCUUCCAUGACAAGUUCGAGCUCCCGCACUCUAUCUCGGCCAUUGCGACUAUGUUGAGAUCCUCGCACGCGUUUGCUGAGAUCCGGUCCUUGUCCUCUGACGUCCGCGAGCGGUUCCGCGUUGAGUCCCUUCCAGCCGUUGUCAUGGUGAAUGCGACGAGCGGAACUUUCAUCUCCUACAAGGGGGAGAUGAAGCGCAAGGAGCUGGUAGAGUUCCUGAGAGGAAGCGCAGUUGAUGAGAACCGAGGGACGAGAAUAGAUGAGUCGAUCGCACCAGCUGAAACAUUUGGGAUGAGUCAGUUGACCCAUGAGACCUUCCGGACAUUGUGCGACGAGGUUUGUUUCAUCGUUUUUAUUCCUCAUGGGAACGACAAGGAGACUUUGAAAGAGCGAAGGAAGCGUAUGAAAGUUGCGAACGAAGCCCUUACGUUCCUCAAGAGCUUGAAGAAAAGAUCGGGAACGGCCAAGUUUGUCUGGGCUUCAUCUGCUCAGGAAACUCUUUAUAAUGCAUUCAAAGGUCUUGUACAGGCAGACCCAGCUUUUGUCGUCUGGAAAGUCAGAAGGAACAGAGCUGCUGUGCUCCCCGCUCCUCUCACCGCGGAGAACUGCAAGUCCUUCCUUGAGAGCAUUGAGGGAGGCAGCGCAACAUUCCAUUCUCUUGCUCUGUCUCCCGAGAAGACACUUGGGAUGGAGGAUGAGCAAGAAGAGCUCUUGGAGCAGCAAACAGAAGGAGAUUCGAUGCUUCCUCCUGGUCUCGUGGACUGGAGCUACCCUACGAACAUCAUGCAGGAGAAGCAGGGAGCCGACAUGCCGUCCAAGAAAGGCUCGGAGGAUGAGGCGGAUGCAGACGCUCUUCUCAUCUGA
Guillardia theta CCMP2712 is the source of this 1320-nucleotide messenger RNA. RefSeq lists its product as hypothetical. The coding region runs from base 1 to 1320 and encodes 439 amino acids. Lineage: Eukaryota; Cryptophyceae; Pyrenomonadales; Geminigeraceae. The record is from RefSeq and is a predicted model, not a curated record. The transcript has 8 exons.